GGGAAAGCAACACGGACGGAGCUAACGUUAGCCAGCUACCUUAAAGCGACACCGACAAGGUUAUUUUAGGUUGGUGGCCGAGGGAAAACGGAAUAUAAGCUUUUGACGCUACACCACCUGUGCCUGGGCUUUGGCAGGGAGCAGAAAGCACCGUGCCGUUCCCCGUGCUCCUCUCAUGUCCCUCCCCCGUGUGUCCCGGCCCGUCGGUGUCCCCUCGUCGCCCCCGCUCUGUCUCCGUCUGUGCUCCCCUCUUCCACCCUGUGUCUUCCUACCCCUCAUGCACAGGACGUCGCUGCCUCUGCGCCAGCCCAAUGACUGCCUGGAUCGUCCUGCCUGUCAGCCUGGCUGCCUUCUCCAUCACCGGAAUAUGGAUAGUAUACGCCAUGGCCGUGAUGAACCACCACGUGUGUCCUGUGGAAAACUGGUCCUACAACGUGACGUGUUCAGAAGAGACGGCCAAACCAGGCUUCCCCAAAACAUGCUGCACCAUUCAGGACAUCCCGCUCAUCAGUAAAUGUGGCUCCUUCCCACCAGAGAGCUGCCUUUUCAGCCUCAUCGGAAACGUAGGAGCCUUCAUGGUGGUGAUGGUGUGUCUUCUGCGUUAUGCUCAGAUUAUCGAGCACAAUCAUCACUGUUGGACAAACACCAGCGGCCUGGUGUCCGGCUUCAGUAAUGCAGUGGGUCUGGUCAUGGUGGGAAACUUCCAGGUGGACCACGCUAAGACCCUUCACUACGUGGGAGCGGGUGUGGCGUUUCCUGCCGGCAUGGUGUUCGUAUGCCUGCAGUGUGUGUUGACCUACCGGGUGGCCGUCACUGCCCUCGACUAUUGGAUGGCCCACGUUCGCGUUGCUCUCGCCGCCGGAUCCCUGGUGUCUCUCGUCCUCAGUGGCAUCUUCUUCAUCCACGAAAGCUUCGUCCUGCAGCACGCCGCAGCCAUCUGCGAGUGGGUCUUCACUGUGGUCAUCCUUGUCUUCUACGGAACUUUCACCUACGAGUUUGGCACUGUCACCAGCGAGACUAUGAUGGCCGGCCUCCAGAGAAACCUUCCUCAUGGGUCCAGCGUCAUUCUCAGGGGUGGGUCUGGAGGCCUCGGGGGAGGAGCUUCAAAGGGUCUGAAGUCACCCGGAGGGAGCAGCACCUCAACACAUUUGAAUUGCACACCGGAGAGCAUAGCUAUGCUUUAGAAUCACAAAGACUGCCUGAAAAGUUGCUGAGUGACAGGACAAACCCAUAGAGGGCGAAAAGCAGUGUUUACUCUUUCUGAUAUCAGAGUAGUCCUGCUUUGCACGGGUUGGUGUAGAGUUCUUCAACCCCAAAUUCAGUUUCUGGCCUUGGGUUUUGUAAUCACUGGUAGUUAAUUUGUGUCACAGAACAGAGUUUCUCAACUCCAUUCUUGGGUACCCUCUGCUCUGCACUGUCUCAGUUUUCUCUCCAGUAUACCUGAUCCAGCACAUCAAGUAUGACACCAGGUAGCUAAACAGCAUUUCUGUUGAGUACCACUAAUUACAAAAUCCAGGGACUAGAAACUAGAUUUAAGGUCCGGAGUUACUUGAGAAUACUUGUGGGUUAGUGGUUGCACAGGCACGAUCUCGUAACGAGAAUACACGUCUUGGGACAACUUGUUAAACUUUUGGUGCCAGAUCAUGGUGCUAACAAGGGUAUGGCCUCUCUAAACAUCGCCCACCAAUUCCUGUGGUCCGUGCGCUGGAGUUCAGUUGAUAAGCAAAACAAUCUAGCUAGCGAAUCGGUAUUGUUAGCUAACGGAACUGCAUUCCUGCGGAAAAAGGUAGUGUUUAUUUUUGACACACAUAUGAUGUCAUCUGUACUUUUUUGGACAUCCAUGCUAACUUAAUCCUACAUCCAUGGGCUAACAACAGUCUUGUUGUCCGUUGGGCGGUGUUGAUGAGUGCACCAUCGGCCCCUACCUUGAGCUCUUGGGUGUUGGGCAUUAGGUUGGUUUAGCAGUUUCACUGUUUGUUCCUACCCUAAUAGGUCUACAUUCCCUCCCACAUUUAGCCCAAAAUUUCUCAUGUCUGUCCCCAAGCGUUCUCAUUACGAGAUCACUUCUGGCUCCACAACACUAGUGCAUUGCUCUGGGAGUUAUGAUUUAGAAGGUAAACCACUAGUGCAGUGCAGGGGUAACCCUGGAGUACAGAGCAUAUGUUGGCCUAACUUGAGGCGGGUAAGUCAACAACCACCCUUUUCACAAAAUAGUUUGGCGAACAAUUAAAUUUAUGCAGUUUCCCCACCUUCAGAUGUAAUCAGUCAGCUGAGACAUGUUUGGUGUCUGAAGUUUGAUUCUUUAGUUUUGCACUGAAGGAUAAUGAAGCUAACGAGUAAUAGAAGCUUAUACCGCACCAAUUAGCAUCAUUUCUAAAUCAUUGCACACCUGAAUUGUUCAGAAAUAGACUUGCAUGUGUGGUUUUUGACACUGUAUGAUGCUGUUAUCUAUAAACAUGGACAAAAGUGUAGUCUUCAUGACCACGACUGCCGUUUUUAGCCAUGCUAGGACACAUUUGUCCAUUUAUACAGAUAACAGGAGGUCAGAUGUCUUAGCUCUUUGAUUAUAUUUGAGCUAAAGGGAAAAUUUCGUAAAUUUGUUUUUACGCUAAACUAUUUUUUUCACUACUGCUGUCCGCAGUGGCAUUUGUUCCGUCAGGUCAUUUCCACUUGGUCCAGAUUUGACUUCUCCACUGGUGUAAUAGAGGUAUGAUAUUCGGGCCAAAAAGAAAGCGAUUGGUCAUUUCAUUCGGGGUCAGGAACCUAUGGGUCAAGCUGGCUUAGCUUCGGCGAGUUUUUCGAUGCACAUAGUUUGUGAGGUUUGUUCGUUGCUGCCUGGAUUGUAGAAACCGAAGGAAUGGUGAGGGGGUUGUUAUGGUAAAAGGGGCGGUCCUUCGGUCUGCUGGAACUUGUUACUGUUUGCCCCUUACUGUUCGACAAUGAAGUAUUUGCACGUUACACGAUGAAUGAAAUAGAAAUUAAGCAUUUUUGUGUUUUGUUUUAUGGAUCUACUGAGACGGAAGUAUAUUCUGAAUGUGUGAGUGGCGCUCGGCCUAUAGUUAAGGAUGUUACUGUAUUUGUAUGACUUGUGCACACGUAUGAAUUUAGCGAAACAAUCUAAGAAUAAGAUAGAAUAGGUUGCGUGAAAUUGAGGAAAAGCGUGUCUUGAUACUAAUCUUGCACAUCUUUCCCUAUGGAAUCAUGGAUAACCAUUUUGUUCUGGUUAUUGUUAACCACGGCUUUUCACUGCAAAUUAUUAACAUGCCUGUGUUUAUAUCAAUAUAGUUUUUUUUUUUAUUCUCUAUGCUAUAGGCAUGAUACACAUUAUUCACAAGCGUCCAUAUCUUUCCAUGUCAGUGAUUAUUUUAUUUUACUUAUUUUUUUUAACCCAUAAGGCUUCAGCAGUUACCUACACCCACCCUCUGUUCUUCGGAGUUGUAUUCAUUACCAUAAGGUGACUGCUGAUCUUUCCUUGGUUUUAGGCUGGAUUUGCAUGGUGCAACUUCCAUGCAACUUGCGUGAAACUUGUUUGAAACUCAACUGCAACAGUUGGAAAUGUCUAAGCUUCAUGAAACAAGCCAAUAGCUGAGCUGAGAAUGUAUCAUGUAGUCACAUAAACAGGCAUCAUUUCAAGAGACUGAUUUCCAUCGAUACAUUAUGGAUGGUAAAAUGAAAUAGAGGUUUGGUUGUUUAAUAAUAAUUGUUGUAUAUUUUUGAUAACUACUUAGCUUAACUAGCUCGGUAGCUAGCUAGCCAGCAAGCUAACACCUGCAUUAAUUCUACUUUGUUAAAUGAUUUAUUUAGACAUCAGUAAAUUAAUUCAAACAAAUGCAUAACUUAUAUCUUGAAUGCCAAGCGCAAUUUUUCCCAACAUUAUUUAUAUUCCAUUUUUACAAACUUUUGCAUGCGACUGCGGUCUCUGAUGCUGGAAUGGUGACAAAUAGGGCUGAAUAAUUGCGACUAAUAUUGCGACUAUGGUUUAAAUUGUUCAUCUUUCCUUUAAAUUAAGGUUCCGGUCUGUUUUUUUAUUUUUGCCGAGAAGGCCAGAAUAUACACCUUUUCUGGCUUGAGGCUUGACCUGUAGUGUGCCAGUAAGUCGUGGUUGUGAUGUCACAACACAUGGAGGUUUGGUUGCUUUUGUUUGGCCUAAUUUAUCUACAGCUCCAUUUCGUUAGGUUAAAUUUCCCCACUUAAAACUUAAGACAGCAUUUUUGAUAAUGUAGACUAUAAUUGAAAAAUUGCAGCUCUUGCUUGAAAAUUUGAAAAUUACUCUUUCUUAAACUCCGAUUUCGAUAUAAAAACAAUUUAUCUUUCAGCCUGAGCGACAACCAAGAUGACGAAUCAGCUGUCUUCAGCAAAUAGGACUGUAUCCAAAACCACAUACUACACAUGCUACAUUGUUGGUGUGGUAUUUUGACAUAUUAUUGAGUCUGGUCGUAUUUGGGUUUGGAAUUUUUGCAAUUUUAGCUUGCUAUGUUGAUCUUUGUAGCUGGGUUUUUAAUUUUUGAAAAAGUGAUAUAAAAGAUUUACUUUUAUGUAGUGAUGCAAAAGUGAUAGAAAGACACAAUGUAAAAUAAAUUUCACAGAUUUUAUACAGGCUGAAAGCUACAAUGUGUAGGAAACUAGGCUAACGUUUCCCCAUAUAGGAACUGGUUUCCUGUAACGUAGUUAUGUAGUUAUGUUUCACGUAACUUCACGCAAAGUGUGGCUUGUUAUGAAAAGUUUCACCAUAUAAAGCCAGCCUAAACACCUUUUUCAUGCAAAGUGAUGUUUUUAAGCCAACAUGGUGGUCAAUUAUUUUGACUGAUGGCCAGUUCUUUUUGUUUUUGUACAUUUGUAUUCUGUUGCCAUGGUCCACCAAAGCAAUUCUGCUCAUUACAUUUUGUAUUGCAGUGACUAUGGCUUAGGAUAGUGCUGUUAACGUGUAGUAAGAGGACACAGUAACUAGAGAAACCUGAAUGCCAUUCUGGAAAAUGGUGCCAAGGCGCUGUAGUGAUGAUCUUUAAACAGAUGUAUAAAUGACUUGAACUCGAGAAUUGUACUGGUGUCCAGGCUGGUUCCUGGGAAACCAUGUUUGAAAGGUCUGAGAAAGCUGUUGGGGGCCUUAAUCUUCUGUUACUGCUGUUUCUGUGAGUUAGCAUUUGUAAUGGAGAGUGUCGAAGCUAGCAUCGAUCUGCCUGUAAAGUGGGGUCACACAUACACUGCCCAUCAAGUUUGAAGUCACCUUGGCUUUUUUGACUUUGUUCAUUUUUAGUUAGACAAGAAAGAAAUACAUACAUUUUGUUAGCAUAAAGCAGCUAUAUGCUAAUGCUACACAUACAUUUAUCUUCAACAGUCAUGAGCUUCAUACUCAUCAAACUCAUGUCUUCCUUGGUAUGAAGGUUUUGCCUGAAUAGUGAUUUCGUUUUCUGUUCCGAAAUUUUAAAAAAUGGAAAAAUUGGCUCAAAGCACUCUUUUGGUGGUGAGAUCACAACAGAAUGAGUGGCUUUUGGCUUUAUUCACAAGUAAGGUUGCUUCUGCAAAACAAAAUGGGAACGUUUUUUUAUUUAAUACGUUAAAUUAUUAUAAACGGACGAAGAAAACAUGCUAAUUUGUGUUAAGAACACUUUUCAAAGCUAGGCGUCCUCAAACAUUUGAUGGGUAUUGUGUAUAUACCCCUUACGUUCACUCUUGGUUAAGGAGGUUUGCGAUAUACCUUUGGUCUGUUAUUUGUUUUUUUUGUGUUUUUUUUUAUUUAAUUGCACCCUCUAGCGUCUUCUACCAAACAUCACUGCGAUAAAUUCCAGCCCAACAAGGAUUGUGCUGUUUCGCUCCCCAAAGCUUUUGACAUGAGCUUAUUAUAGGUUAGGCUUCAUUACACACUUCGUUGACCCAAAUGGCUUGUUUACAUUCUGUGCUAAAGAAUUUGAGUAUUUGAAUAUGUAAACGGUGCAGCUCAAGAGGGUUUCCAACCAAACCAAGCCAAAUCUGGCCUUAAUGGCUAAUGGUAGAUUUGAUUGAGUCCAAAAACAGUACAUUAUUACUCAGCACUGUAUAGGCUUAGUCACCACUGGACAUUCAAACUAGAGGUGGGCAAUAUGACUUUGAUAUCGCGAUACUUUUUGAUACUUUUCACUUUCAGAGAUACAUUCAUAGAUACAUUGGUGUGUUGAUUCGAUAUUUUUUUUAAAACAGCAAAAAUAGAGUGGCUUACAUUAAUAUUGUAAUGUUUUGAUUUUCAGUUUAAUAGUGCAUUUCAUUAUUCAAAAAAAUACAAUAUUUAAACCAAAUAUUGUAGCAUUCGGUUCUCCUGAUUGAAUGCUCUAGCAGCAAGCUAACAUACUAGCUACAAAAUAGUAGCAAUACAGUACACAUUAUAAAUUAUAUUUCAAAUUUUUACAGUUCAAAAUCUGAGUACAAUCAUUUUUUUAAUGAAAUUUUACAUGCACUGCACUGCACUACCUCCAAUUAGACAGAGCCAGUUACAUUCUCAUGAACUCAUGUCGUUUUCAAGGAAUCAAAUUCCAUAAAAGUGUGAAUCUUUAGACAGCUACCACAAGGCGGAGUAUCGGACUCUCCUUUUAAUGAAACAUGCAGUUGGUCAGUGGUUUUUGUGAACAAUAUCCAUGUGCAUACAAAAGCUUAUCGUGAUAACAAUAUAUCGUCAUAUCGCCCACCCCUACUUCAAACCAAAUAUUUAGACAGUAGCUACCACAAACCUUUUUCAUGUAAUUGGUUUUGAUUUUUAACGCUUCUCCACCAGAUUGCAAUACGGCACGGUGCAAAUCUGUGAUCAUGCAUUUUCUCAUUAUUUCCAUUGCUGAGCACCCAUUAGGCUUAAGCUGAUUCAUGAUAGUUACAGAAACAUUACUUCGCAUUUGAUGUCCUUUAAUUAUUUUCACAAGAUUUAUAGGCUGUACGCAUGCAAUUUAUAAAACCUACAGAAAAACUACCAAACCAUAGCAAGAACAACCAAACUAUAAUAAGGACAAACCACACCAAGAACAACUGAACCAUACAAAGAACCAACUAAACCACACUACGAACCACCGAAAGAUAGCAAGAACAACUGAACCACACCAAGAACAGUCAUACUAUACAAAGACUCAACCGAACCACACCAAGAAGUACAGAAUCUUAGCAAGAACAGCUGAACCACACCAAAAACAACUGAAGCAUACAGUCAACCAAACUACAUCAAGAUCAGCCGAACUACACCAAGAACAGCUAAACCAUACAAAGAAACAACCGAACGACAUCCUGGACAGCCGAACCAUAGCAACAACUCCCGAACCGCACCAAAAACUACCAAACCAUAGCAAGGGCAACCGAAAUACACCAAGAACAGUCAAACCAUCCAUAGAAUCAACCAAAAUACACCAAGAACAGCUAAACCACACCAACAACUACCGAACCAUAGCCAAAAAAAGCUGAAUCCCGUCAAGAACUACCGAAGCAUACGAAGAAUUAACUGAACCACACCAAGAACUUAACCAUACAAAGAAUCAACCAUCUCUGCUCCGAUCUAUCAUCUGGUGUGUAGGUACAGAUAAAAUGCAUUCAGAACUGGAUGCAAAAAGUCUGAAACCAUGGACUUGGGCCUUUGGCUUCGUCGCCUUCCUCUGUCGGAAACUGUGGUGUUAAUGAAAAUAGUCUUAUUUGUCUAUCAUUUCGUCCUGAUCACUUAUCGUCCCAGCCGUUGCCACCUCUUGAUCUUCAAACCAAACUUUUUAAGGUACCACCAGCUUUUAAAAUCAUUGGUUUGGUCCAGGUCACAGUCUGGAGGAUGUAAACAAGUGUAGUGUUGUACCAACAAUUGUCAGCGUAGGAAGUAUUUUUUACCGUGUAUUUCCAUCUACCUCUGGACCUCCGAAGGUCAAUAGGUUUUGAAAGAUGUCGACAGACAUCAUGCCAAAGCCAGAGUCUGGUGAACGUUCCUUAAAUCUUGUUGGGCUGGAAAGCUUCUUUAUGGUGAAGUACCACCAGAUAUGAAGAGCAAGAGGGUUCUAUAAAUAUAUAACCCUAAAGUUUUUCUUACAAACCAAUAUUUUUUGUGUGGAAUUGUAUUGCGCCUCAACACAAAGCCUUGCAACUGCUGUAAAGGCAACUUGGACCUCCAUCGCAUGUCUAUUGUUUAACCAAAUUGCGAGGGGGUUUUCCAAGUUGGGUAGGAGAACCGGAGAUCUGUUUAUUCAAACGUCUCACAUUUCUUUCAGAGCUCUGUUGCUCUGUUCAUUGUACUAGCCAAACACACUCCGUUGCUCAGAGCUAAGAGCCUGCCAACUGACGUACUGAAAAACUUGUUUUAAGAUGUAGAUGGUUAGAAGCUGUUUAGAAAAGUCACGAUGGGUGGAAUCGUUUCAUGCCGGCUUACAGCGUGACAGGAGGGAACUUUAUUUUUGUGAUGUAUUUUCUGCCUGUAAGUUUUAUCUCCGAACAGGAGUUAUUUUUCUGAUGCCUUUAAAAAGAUACGGAAAUAUUUUUUAUCAGCACGAUUGCUUCUCACGAGUACACGACAGAAGAAGUGAGGUUCCAAAACACCACAACCCGAAAUAGAAAAAAAAAUGCAGAGAAUAUUUUUUAUUUUAUAAAUCACUUAUGUAAAUAAGUAAGAGUUAUGUAUCAUUUCAAUGAUUUUCUUUUCUUUGAUCAGAGAUUUAUAUUAAAUUACAGUAAAAAAAACAAUGAUAAAUAAACAAGAAUAUAUGUUA
This is a messenger RNA of Colossoma macropomum (tambaqui), 8690 nucleotides long. It is a transcript of the gene tmem150aa, whose product is annotated as transmembrane protein 150Aa. NCBI's taxonomy places the organism in Eukaryota, Metazoa, Chordata, Actinopteri, Characiformes, Serrasalmidae. Gene Ontology annotation, biological process: protein localization to plasma membrane. The coding region runs from base 312 to 1184 and encodes 290 amino acids. The transcript has 8 exons. The record is from RefSeq and is a predicted model, not a curated record.